UUUUACCUAUUGCUGAAUGAAGGGCUCAACUGUUUCAAUUGCUUUGUCAACACCUGUUACAAGUACGACUCAUAUAGUGGUUAUACGUUUGACACAAGGACUAGGUCAUUAGAAAUGUUAAAGCGUCCUCUAGCAUCUAAGCCAGUUUCAUUUUUUAUGUCUGCUUAUGGCAAGCUCUAUAAUAUUGCAUCCCUAGUAUGCUUCGUAAAGAUGCCCGACACAUUGUUUGAGCAUUAUAAUCCUAAUUCUGAAUCUUAGGAAUUUCUCCCCCAUUUUGAAUAUUCUCGUGACAAUGCCCACAUGGACAUAACAGGUUACGCGGUUUGUUACGGCUGUAUUUUGGUUUCACUAGGUCGUAGUCGAGUUGAGCUAAUGGUUUUUAAUAUAGAUAGUAAUACUUGGCAUCAAGUCAAUAUUGCUAGAAGUGAUGCUUAUUAUUGUGGUUUUCGGGGGAGGGCCGUGAUUGUGGACAAUACUAUCUAUGCCUUGUCUACACAUUGCGGGAAGGUUAUAGCUUUCUCUCUCAAGAUAGAUUCAGAGGAUGAUGGCCGUAUUAUCUAUUUUUUAGAGAAACCAGUCUUCUUUCCAGCAUUUAAGAGUAGGGUUAAGGAGGAUUUUAAAUAUGGUUACGGUUUUAAUCCGACUGAGUAUUUGGUUCAUUUGGGGAAGUUGGAGUUUUGUCUUCUCCAAGCUGCUGCUACUUGCAGAGAAGACGAGUCUCAAGAGCUGUUUGUCACCACUUUCAAAAUUGUCCAUGAUGGAACCAUGCAUAUCAAGACAUCAGAUUCUACUGUUUGUGAUUUGUGCAUUAAGGGUUAUGGGCUAUUUGAGAUUAAUUUCAGCUUCACACCAGAAUGCAGGGAUCUUGAACCCAAAAAAGAGGAGAUUUUUUAAAUGACUAGGAAAAAGGUGAUGAAUAAAUGUGUUUGUAUGACAUCCUUUUAUUUGUUAAUACCUCUCUAGCAAAAGAAAUAAAUCGUGAACGUGUCUUAGAACUCUUAGGUUUUUUACC
This is a messenger RNA of Pyrus x bretschneideri (Chinese white pear), 1012 nucleotides long. RefSeq lists its product as uncharacterized. The transcript is spliced from 2 exons. The record is from RefSeq and is a predicted model, not a curated record. NCBI's taxonomy places the organism in Eukaryota, Viridiplantae, Streptophyta, Magnoliopsida, Rosales, Rosaceae. The coding region runs from base 301 to 894 and encodes 197 amino acids.